UUGUAGCUGCUGGAGGCCUUCUGCUUAGUCCUUGACUGUGAUAAUAAGCUUGAGCAGGCCAUUGUGAAAUAUUAACAGUUAUUUUGAUAAUUUGUUGUUAGUCGGAUCAGCGUUCCAUAGAAGUGCCUUACGUUACAGACAUGGCUGAUGUCAGUGCUCAACCAGCAGGGCCAACCAAGCUUGAACAAGUUCAGGAUCAGGUCAAUGAUGUCAAAGUAAUCCUGAAAGACAACAUCAACAAAGUCAUGGAGAGAGGGGAGAAACUGGAUGAUCUGAUUUGCAAAACCGAUGACCUCCAGAUAACUGCGGAUUCGUUCCAAAGGACAUCCACACGCGUGGCCCGAAAAUACUGGUGGAAAAAUAUGAAGAUGAUGAUAAUCAUAGGAGUGAUCGUGGUGAUUAUCAUUGUCCUCAUCAUUCUAUUUGCCACCGGUGUCAUUCCCUCAUGAGCAUUAGGCCAAACCAUUUUAACCAUCUCCACAAAGCCAAGGUUAAUUUUUUAACAAAUAUAAACUUAUGACUGUACAUAACCACACCUUUCAUACUUUAAGUGAAGAAGCGGGCCUGACUUUUGGAUGCAAUAUAGGCAAGAGAAUGAAGGCAUGGCCAGAGAAUGUA
Megalops cyprinoides (Indo-Pacific tarpon) is the source of this 618-nucleotide messenger RNA. RefSeq lists its product as uncharacterized. Gene Ontology annotation, biological process: vesicle fusion; vesicle-mediated transport; SNARE complex assembly. The record is from RefSeq and is a predicted model, not a curated record. Gene Ontology annotation, cellular component: plasma membrane; SNARE complex. The coding region runs from base 141 to 449 and encodes 102 amino acids. Gene Ontology annotation, molecular function: syntaxin binding; SNAP receptor activity. The transcript has 3 exons. NCBI's taxonomy places the organism in Eukaryota, Metazoa, Chordata, Actinopteri, Elopiformes, Megalopidae.